Molecule: messenger RNA, 769 nt
Organism: Dufourea novaeangliae
Lineage: Eukaryota; Metazoa; Arthropoda; Insecta; Hymenoptera; Halictidae
Gene: jagn
Product: protein jagunal
Exons: 5
Coding region: 116-694 (192 amino acids)
Biological process (GO): vesicle-mediated transport; endoplasmic reticulum organization
Cellular component (GO): endoplasmic reticulum membrane
Source: RefSeq, a predicted model, not a curated record
GCAAGGAGCUGAGAAGCCGUGACCCAUGAGGCCACUAACAGGGUUUCUGAAAGUUUAAAAAUAGUUAAAUAGUUGGAAAGUGAUUUGGACGUCUCAUUCACGAUAACUUCGGAAUAUGGCUUCAAAAGUUACACUAUCCCAGGCUUUGGGUACAGAUGGAAGUGAUUUUAAUCAUAGACAAAAAAUUGCUAGUCACUAUCAACUCAGCGCAACAAACAAAUCAAGACUGAAAUAUUGCAUAUUUUUUCACUAUCUUCUUUUCUUCAUUAUGCUUGCCAAGUUAUCAGCUGACAUUUUAGAUCAUCUGGAUAUAUUUAUUUUAGAGAUUGAGGAGUUGCAAGUACCCCAGCCUCUUUGGUGGGAAUAUAUAUGGUGCAUAAGCUUAAUGUUAAGUUUCCUUGCAUUAUCUGCUAUUAAAAGAAACAGAGUUAAAACCCUGCAACAAUAUAUGAUAGGCAUCAUUUUAUUAGGAUACGGUCCACUUUUGUAUGCAGUUGUGUAUUAUUUUAAGGAUGUUUGGAAAUAUCUUACUGUUGGCAAAUCAGAAGAAAUUCAUUUCUGGCAGGAUUUACCAUAUGGUUUAUUGUGGUAUGCGUUUAUACUAUUGGCCUCUCAGGUUCAUACAUUUUCUUUAUUUUUUUCUUGGAACCUUUUAGUAGCCUGGAAAACACGGGGAACAAAGAAAGCUGACUAAUUGAACAGAACAUUUAUAGAAAUUCAAGCAUAUCUGUGAAUAUUGUUGAUGAUAUAUAUUUUUAUUUAUAAUAAA